AUGCAGUAUUAUAUGCAACAACCCCAACAGAGUAACCUCAACAUUCAACAACGCCAACAGCAACAGGUAAACCUAAACAAUAUCAAGCUAAAUCAGCAACAAGGGAGCAACCCUAAUUUAAACUUGAAUAUCAAUCCUAAUCAAAUAAAUUUGGUAGGUAGCAAUAAUGUCAAUAGCAGCAAUAGUAAUGCCAACAGCAGCCAAUCGGCGUUAAAUGUGUUGAACAAUGGUCUCAACCCUCAACUUUUGCAACAACAGCAGAAUCAAGCGAGGCUAGUGGCUCAACAACAAUCACAAACUAGAGGACAACAACAACAGCUUUUACCAACUGCAGGUGUUUACAAUCCUCAGCCAUCAGGUUAUAACCCUAUGGGAAACAUGCUUACUGGUAAUGAUAUUAGUGGUGCCAGUAUUGGUGUUCCAGCUGGCCUUGUGAACCACGGGUCAGGAAAUGCUGUUGGUACCGCAGCAAUCAAUGCUGGCAGUAACUCAACUAGUAUUAAUGCCACAAGCAUCAAUAUUAAUACCUUGCUUCAACAACAGCAACAGCAGCAAGCACAACAACAAGUGCAACAACAACAAUUAAUGGGAACAAACACUCAAUCUGUGAUUUCUGAACCUGACCUUAUCAAGGAAGUCUGGAAUUAUAAUAUGCAUGAAGAGUUUGGGGUUAUUAGAAAAUUGGUCAAGAAAUUCAAGUUCAUCUCUCUUAGUACCGAAAUCCCCGGAAUCAUCGCCAGACCUAUUGGGAAGUUUACUAAUGUCAAUGAUUAUCACUAUCAAACCAUGAGAGUUAAUUCUGAUAUAACCAAUAUGAUCCAAUUAUCUAUUACCCUAAGCGAUAGUAACGGGAAGAAGCCGACUAAUUAUAAUGCCAGUUUGUCAUCAACCUGGCAAUUCAAUUUCAAGUUUGAUUUGAAAGAUGAGAUGUUCGGUAGUGAGAGCAUCAAUGACUUAAGAAUGACUGGUGUCAAUUUUGAGAAAUUCGAUAAGUUUGGUAUCGAACACAAUGAAUUUGCCGAGUUGCUAAUUGAUUCUGGCUUGAUUUUAGGUUCAGAUUCUGAUAUCACUUGGAUAAGUUUCAAUUGUGGAUAUGAUUUUGGCUUUUUGUCGAGUUUAUUAAUUAAUAAUUUAAUGCCAAAUGAGAGUGAAGACUUUUUGUGGUGGUGUCAUAAAUUCUAUCAUAAAUUCUAUGAUAUCAAGUAUAUUUCAUUACAUCAGUCCAAUUUAUUCCCAAAUAAUGGCUCACCUUCAAACAAUACUAAUAGCCAUACUGCCAAUACAAAUCACAUUUCUGGGUUUAACGGCUCCAAUAUUCUCAGUGGUUCGAAUAACAAUAACGGCAAUAAUGCUUCAACAUCGAGUGGGGAAGUGAAUUUUAAGAGAUUUAACUUAGAGAAUUUGGCUGAUAACUUGGGCAUUCCGGUCCAGCAGUCUAGCUACUUACAGUCUGGAAACCAGUCUUUGUUGACAAGUAUUUGUUUUUUCGAACUCAGAAGAUUAAUUUCAUUAUCUUCUGGUAAUGCCAAUAAGGAUGGUGAUGGACUAGAAACUUUCAAGAAUUUGGUCUGGGGCAUUGAUAAAAAUAACGAAAUGCUACUCAACAAUGCCGCUGUUAAUUUGGGCUCCAAUGUCAAUAAUAAUGGAGGCGGAAUAAGCAGCUUUAAUAUGGCUGCAGCCAUUGCUGCCGCUGUGGAGAAUAAUACCGGGGGAGGGAAUGUAAACAAUAAUACCAAUAUGGGAAUGGGCACCCCCUUGCAACAUGCAAUUAACAUGGGUAUGAAUGUUGGAUCUCCAAUGUACCUUAGUAGAUGA
This is a messenger RNA of Saccharomycopsis crataegensis, 1815 nucleotides long. RefSeq names its product CCR4-NOT core DEDD family RNase subunit POP2 (gene POP2). The record is from RefSeq and is a predicted model, not a curated record. Gene Ontology annotation, cellular component: CCR4-NOT core complex; CCR4-NOT complex; P-body. Gene Ontology annotation, molecular function: poly(A)-specific ribonuclease activity; nucleic acid binding. NCBI's taxonomy places the organism in Eukaryota, Fungi, Ascomycota, Saccharomycetes, Ascoideales, Saccharomycopsidaceae. Bases 1 to 1815 code for a protein of 604 amino acids. The transcript is spliced from 2 exons.